Molecule: messenger RNA, 3789 nt
Organism: Vespa mandarinia (Asian giant hornet)
Lineage: Eukaryota; Metazoa; Arthropoda; Insecta; Hymenoptera; Vespidae
Source: RefSeq, a predicted model, not a curated record
CUAAUAAUGGGUAGAAACUCAGCCUCAGUCGUCAUUCCUAAAUAAUAAACUGUGUACUUAGUUUGACAAAACUUGAUGUGAACUAAUUGACGUGCUGAAUGAAGCCUCAAAAGCAUUUAUAAAUAAAGAAUACCAAACAGCUUAUAAUAAAUAUAAAGUGGCAUUACAAUUAUUUGGAAACUUAAAUCUAAAUGUAAAAGAUAGUAUUCAAAAUACAAUAGAAUACGUAUUAUGUAUAAUUUUAUUACAGUCCGAUACAUUCCACAAUAUAAUAGAAGCAUUAAACAUUCUUAUGAAUUUAGAAGAUACUAUUGGAGAAGUCUAUCCAGCUGUUUAUUAUGCCAUAGCAAAAGCAUAUAUUAAAUUAUAUAGGUUUAAUUUUGCUAUGAAUACAAUUAACAAGGGACUCGCUAUUUUAAAUGAAGAAACAUAUUUUUCAACCCAGUAUAUACCCAUGACGUCUAUUAUUAUAAAUGAAACUACAAGAGAAGGUUUAUUGAUUUCAUUAAUGGAUUUACAAGAAAAAGCUUCGAGUUGGCAUUGUCCAAAUGCAAAAUGUUUCUUAGAGAACUGUCAAAAUAAUAUUCCAUAUUGUUCACCAUGUAGAGAUAUAUUUUUCAGUGACCCAACUUUUUCUGGCUUAAUUACUAUCACAUGUAGCAAUUCAAGUAAUCCUUGUAAAUUAAACUUUCAUCCAAUUUGUUGGAAAUUUCAAAAAAACAAACUACAUAUAGAAAACAAGCUUUCAGAUAUGGAUAUGAUAGGUCGCUCAUGUUUUACAUCAAACUGUGGAACUAAAGAUAAAAAUGUUAUAACAAAAAUUGAAAUAUUAAACGAUAAUGCCAAAGUAGUAUCAGUUAUUGAGAAUUCCUCAUUAUCGAUGCUAUUAGUAUCUGAUUCUCCAGUUAAUGGCGCUAUUAAAAAACAUCGUUUUAUAAAGCCAAUUCCAAAACUUAGAAGACCAAACUUUCUCCCCCUUCGUAACACACAAGAAGAAUGCAUCAAGCCAUUUAAAGAAAUAUCGGAAAAAGAAAUGAAAUUAAUGAAACUAAUACAAUUGCGAGAAAAUAAUUUUGGUAUUCCACGUGAAAAUUUAGAAGCAGACAAAGACAUGUUUAAUAAUGAGGAUAUAAAUAGCACAAAUAUUCUGUCAGAAUGUGAGCCUGAAAAUAUUGAUUCAGAAACAAUACAGCAGUGUCGUUUCUUAUCAGAGAUUAUGUAUGAAUUUAUUAAAGUAAAUUUAAUAGUUCAUAAAAACAAACUAUUAUCAAAGUGGCAUGAAACAAAAGAAAUUAUGGAAUAUAUUACAAAAACAGAUGAAUAUUUAGAUUCAGAUAUAUUGAAUUUCUUGCUUAAAUCCCCAAAACUUAUUAGAAUUGGAGAUUAUAUCUGUGUUCCACAAGCUAUUCAACAAAUGUUUCACUUAUUUGAAAAUGAAAUAACUAAACAAUACAAAUUAAUAUUGGAAAAUGAAACUAAUGAAUAUAAAGAUACCACAUCAACAGAUAAUGAAAAUAUUUUACAUAAAGAGUGUGUUACUAAUGAUGACAGUAAAACUAAUCAGAGUCCUCAAAAGCUGCUUAGUUUAAUAAAUGAUGUCUUUGAAGAUAAUAAUGUUGACGAAGAUAAUAAUAUUUAUCAGAAUGACAAUACUUGCGAGUCAUCUGCAACUUCUUUAGAUAGCUGUUCAACAAAUGAAACAGAAAUAAAUUCAAUAUGUAAAAGUGAGAAUGAAUUUGUUUUAAAGCCCAAUAAUGAAUGUUUUGAUGUAAAUAAUUCCAAAGAAGAUGAUGAUUAUGAACAAUCAAUCUUUUACAAGGAAGAUAAAUCCUUUAAUUAUAAUAAUGAUAUAACUGACAAAGAUAAUUGUACUAAUAUAGUAUAUGAUGAUACAAACACCUCACAAAGUUCUACAAAAAAUCCCUUCUUGGAAGAAAAUAUGACUAAUAAUUCAAUAAAAAAUAUAUUUAUUCAAGAUUUCGAACAAUUAACAAAUGAUGAACUAUUGUCACCACCGGCACUCCAAGAUAAAUAUAAACUACUAGCAUAUAAUUAUUUCGUAACAGUACAGAAUUUUGCUAAACUUUCAAAAGAAAAAACGGACAUGGAAGAUAGUUUUAAGUUAAAACUAAAGGAGAAAGAUUCCAUUAUGAAAACUGUUAUUGAAGAACGUAAAAUAUUAAUUGAUAGACUGAAUUCAUAUGAAUCGCAUAUUUCGGAAAAAGUAUCUGAUAACUAUGAUGAAUUAAAUGCGGAUAUAUUAAAAUUAAAAUCAAACAUAAAUCGAUUGGAACAAGAAAAAAAGGAUGAUGAAUGUAAUUUUAAACUACUGAUAGAAGAGAAAAAUACCAUAGAAAAAAUAUUACGAGAAGAAAAUGCACAAUUACUUAAGAAUGUAAAAGAAUAUGAAGCUGAAAUAAAUAAGAAAAAUGAGGAACUAAAUAUUCUUCAAGAUAAUGAUUUAAGAUGGAAAAAAUCAUUUUUGCAAAAAUCAUUAGAAUCGCAAUACUAUUCCAACAAAAAUAUGUUAAUGAAUGGCAUUGACUAUUGCAAUUUAUCAUUAGACAUCAUAAAUAGAUUAAAUUCUUUGAUUAAAAAAUAUAUUGGAAUGCAUAUCAUUCCAGACUAUAUUGAAUGGUCAUUUACACUAAACCAAUUCUUGAAAUUGUCUUCAGAAUGUGAGGCGGAGUUUUUAAAAUGUAUAUCUGUGCUAAAAUCAAAAACAGAAGGUCAAAAAUUGGAUGAGAUAAAUAUGACUUCUAUAAAUCUACCUAAAUAUCCGAACAAAUCUUUAUCUACCAUCGUAUGCAAUGUUUUCAUGGCAUUAGAUAAACACAUAACAGAAAUUUCAGCACAGAAUUUAUCAAUAAUGUUACCGUCAUCAUUAUCGUUGAAUUCUCUAUCAAAAUUAGAAAAAUUUUCUAAUAAUGGCAAAAUUAUUGAAAAGAAUUCUAAUGUCAACUUGUUUAAGACAGAAGAUAAAUUUAAUAAGCAUACAGAGAAUAAAUUUCAAAAUAUUUUAAAGAAGCCUGAUUUAAAUGAAAAGAAUAAUGAAGCUGUUCAAUGUCAUUUAGAAUGUAUUGACAAUAACAAAGUAGGAAAUUCUACAUUAGAAACAAAUAUAAAUGAACAUAAUAAUCAAAUUGAUGGAAUUUUAGAGGAUGUUGAUAAUAAAGCAAAAUCAGAAAUUGCAGAAAGUAAAAAUUUUCCAUAUGAUAUUACUAACAAUGAACUGCUAGAAACCUGUGAUAAUAAUAAAUUAGAAUCAACUAGUAUAUCUAAUGAAACAGACCAUAAAUUAUUAAUGGAAGAAGUAGAUUCCAUUGAACAAAAAAACCAGAAAACGGAAGAUAUAACAAAAGAAAAUAAUACAAAUAUUGACGAAAACAACAAAGAAACUUCGAUUAACUCUACAGAUGAAUUAAUGAAUAUACUGCGGAGCAAAUAUACAGGAAUAUCUGAUCAAUCCCUUUUGGAAAGUUUGAAUGAUCUCCAAAAAUUUCAUAAAAAAAAAUCGCUAACAGAUAUACCUUUAAACAUAAUUAUCCAGGAUGUACAAAAGUAUAUUUUAUUGCAUCAAAUAAAUCAUUUAUGCGCUUACGUUGAAACAAAGGAAAAUAUAAAAAAUACAAUAUAAACAUUAUAAACAUAAAUAAUAUAUAUUUCAAUGUAUUAAAGAAUGGUUUCAACAAGAUCAAUCAUAUCCAAUAUAUCAUAUUCAUUGCAAAAUUGAUGAAGAGUAUCCUCCUUUACCUUGAAAACAAACAUGAAUUUUUAUGAUAAAAAAAU